Molecule: messenger RNA, 3921 nt
Organism: Haliotis rubra (blacklip abalone)
Lineage: Eukaryota; Metazoa; Mollusca; Gastropoda; Lepetellida; Haliotidae
Product: oviduct-specific glycoprotein-like
Exons: 12
Coding region: 1-3921 (1306 amino acids)
Biological process (GO): chitin catabolic process; carbohydrate metabolic process
Cellular component (GO): extracellular region
Molecular function (GO): chitinase activity; chitin binding
Source: RefSeq, a predicted model, not a curated record
AUGGCCGCCAUUUCAACAGGAAAUCCCACGUUUAAAAGGGUGUGCUACUACACCAACUGGUCCCAGUACAGAAAACAACCGGCCCGCUUCUUCCCGUUCAACAUCGACCCCUUUCUCUGCACACAUCUGAUUUUCGCGUUUGCCAAGAUUGAUUUCAAGGGUCAGCUUGCUCCCUAUGAAUGGAACGAUAUACAAUAUCCACAUCUAUACAAACAGUUCACUGGCUUAAAGAAGAAAAACCCACACUUGAAGACCUUGUUGGCCGUUGGUGGAUGGACUCAUGGUUCCAGACCUUUCACAGACAUGGUGAAGACACCGGAAGGACGUAAAUCCUUCAUUGAACAAUCUGUCCAGUAUCUGAGAGCACAUAACUUUGACGGAAUUGAUCUUGACUGGGAAUAUCCUGCUAACCGAGGCAGUCCUGCAGAUGACAAGAAGAAAUUCUCCCUACUCGUAAUGGAACUAAGAGAUGCGUACGAGCAAGAAGCUGUGAGGACAGGAAAGGAGCGCCUCCUGGUGACAGCAGCAGUUGCUGGUGGAGAAAAGAUUGUCAAGUCGGCCUACGAGGUCCCAGUAAUCAACAAAUAUCUCGACUUUAUAAACCUAAUGAGCUACGAUCUUAAUGGAGCCUGGAGUAAGGCGCUGGGUAUCAAUGCUCCCCUCUACAAAUCCAACUCUCCUAACGCUCCUUCCAAAUCGACAAGUGUGGAUGAAGUUGUCCAAUUGUGGCUGGACCUGGGUGCCACCCGAGACAAGUUGGUGAUGGGUAUCCCCACGUAUGGCCGUUCCUUCACGCUCUGCUCGGAUAAACAGAUCAACGUUGGUGACAAGAACUGUGGAGCAGGACGCCCCUCGCCUUUCACAAGAGAAAAAGGAUUCGUCUCUUACUAUGAGAUGUCCAAGUACCUUCAACAAGACUGGACAAGGGUAUGGCUAGAAGACCAAAUGGUACCUUAUGCCUACAACCUUCGUCUUAAGCAGUGGGUCGGCUACGAUGAUAUUCAGAGCGUGAAGCUCAAGGCACAGUACAUCAAGCAUCGUCAGCUGGCAGGGGCUAUGGUGUGGGCUGUGGACCUAGAUGACUUCAGUAAUCUGGCAGGACGUGGCGAAGUCUACCCACUUUCGAAGGCAAUCAGAGACGUCUUGGAAGACGCUGACUACCCCGCCUUUACCCCACCUCCAAAAAUCGCAACGACAAAACCAAAGUCUAAAUCGACACAAAAACCAGAGAAGGACACUUACAAAAAGGAGGAAGGUGUAGCAAAGAAGAAUAAGAGUUCCAAGUUUAACAAUCUGAACACAAGUAGUCGUAUCCUCCAGAAGAUCCCCAUACAAGAAACCAGUGACACACAAAAAGCUGUCAACCCGUCAGCCAACUACAAGGCAGAGAAGAACAUCAACAUCUACAGUUUCACCAACUGUCACUUCAACAAAACAAAGGUAGCACCCAAGAAGAAAGCUGGCGGUGUUAAUAAGAUUGGACCUAAACCUUCUAAUAGAAAGAGUCCUUAUACUCCUCCUCCCUCCUAUCUGGAAAAGCAAGCUUCUUUCCCUGGUGCAGGUGUUAACCCAUCAGCACCCACCAAAGUUUCGCAGCUGAAGUGGCCAUCAAAGAAAGUCAUCAACGUUUUCCAAAAGUCGACAUUGAAAACUGAACUUUCGAGUUUUGAAGCGGUAUCCUCUCCUAAAACAACUAGCGCGAAUGUGAAGAGAGUCACAAAGCCGACAAGGCCAAAUACUACAGAUGUUGAGACUGAGACAACCGUAUAUACUUCAUCCUCUACAGCUUCUCCAUCAACAACUUCUACACCAUUUACAACUACAUCUACAGCGACUUCAAGCACAGUGACAUCAACAACUCUUCUAUCCACAAGUAACAGACCAAGAACAACCAGAAGGCCUCGAUACACCUUCAAACCAUGGAGCCGGACCACACGCAAAUCAACCACACCAGAAACAACAACGGCCAUUGACCCAACAACCACUGUCGACACAGGAAUGAGAGCUGCAAUGUUCAAACCAAGACUGAGUGCACCAACAAUGACUCCAAGAAUAAGUACAUCUCUUCCCAAAUUCAGGCCUUGGACGAAAACAAGAACAUUUACAACAACCACAUCUCAAAAACCUUCAUCCACAAAGGCUUUCUUCCUUUUUGCUCAUCUCACCAAACCAACUACUACACCCUCUAGAAAACAAACUGCCACGCCUACAACUAGAAGAUCUACAAAGUCUAGUAAACAAAUCUCAAGAUCAACUGUUAGUCAAACUACUAAACCAACCACAAUGCCAACAACGAAACCAACCUCAAGACCAACUACUAAACCAACCACAAAACCGUCUACAAGGCCAACAACUACGCCGACCACAAAACCGUCUACAAGGCCAACAACUACGCCGACCACAAAACCAUCCACAAGACCCACUACUAAGUCAAGCACCAGACCAGCUAUUAAGCUAACAACGAGACCCACCACUAAACUAACCAUGAGAUCAACAACAUCAACAUCAACAUCUCCACCCACAACAUCAACCUCAACCUCAAGAUCAACACUAACAGCACGUAGGACAACACAAAGGGCACGGCCUUCCACUAAGACUUCAAGGCAGUGGAAGCUGACAGCAACACCAUCGGCCAUCGUAAAGAUAAUAAAGGAGAAGACAUUCCCAAUGAGGCGGACAACUCAGGCUACUAAAGUGACGCUUCCACCCAGAAGAACUACUCCACGAUUCACAAGGAGACACCCCGAAAUUAAGUUUACCAAAAGAGGACCUGCAAGGAAUAUAACAUCCAGUACCCCAGACCUAAGAGCUGGAGCAGAUGAAGACUUUGCAACAUCAACAUCGACUCACAAGCCUACUGCUCCUACUACAACUAUCAGAUCUCGCAGUGUUAACCUGAAACUAAAUGAUAGUCACCAAGAUUCCGACUACAGACGAGCAAGGAAAUCAACAUCUCCAAAUCCUACUGGACCCCAGAAAAUAUUUGCUUGGAUGACAGCAAAAACAACUAAAUCAUUCACGGCGAGUGAAACAACCACAAAAGCCACAACCAGGUCCAAGACCACUCCAUUGAAGACAACACAAUCAACAGCAACGUCUACUACAACGACACCUACUACCACAAAAACCUAUUCCACAUCCACGACAUCUACAACAACUUCAUCACCAGCGGCUACAACCAGAACCAGUACUGUAAAGCGAACGACCCACAGCCUUAUGGAGGCCGGCCUUGGACUUGAUCAUACUCACCCAAAUGUCCAAUUUUCAUCCCUAACGAAGGGUGUCAGGAAAGGUUUCGUCAAUAACAGACGCGGAAUGCGAUUCUUUAAAAGACCCUUCAGUAGGGUAACGCCACCACGGCUUGCCACUCCGCCGCCUCCAACUGACAGAGCGUAUGUCCUCUCUGUUCCCAAAACAAGUGACUGUGACCACCAGAAUGAAGACAUCAGACAGCCUGACGUUCAAGAAUCGCUAGACAACCAGAACAUUCAGAGACCAUUGAUAAUGAACACAGAUUACAUUCCACGACGACCAAAAUUGAGAAAGCGUCCACACCACGGAUUCAUAGUUGAGAACCUCAAGAACAACCUCUACAGAAGACAGGAACGAAACAAGAACAACCAUAACUACAAUUAUAAAAUCGCUACGAAACAGACAAAGCCCCAAAGAAUUUACAGCACAAAUGUCAGAUAUAACGUUCCUUCUCGGAAUUCCUUCCGACAGACAAGACCACAAACUGGGUAUAAUAUUCCAUCACGGAGGGUAACACAGCCACAGAAGAUAGUCAUCGAUUACAGAGUUCCCAGAGGAAAGUACGACACGGUUCAACAGAAUCUGGAGAUAAAAGCACAAGAAAAGAGACCUGUCGUGGAAGCCACAGAAAAGGAGAACUUCAAUAAAUUUGCCAUUCCUGGUGAGUAA